AUGUCCGGUAGAGACCUGAGAGCCACAGACAGGGUCCAGGCGCCAAGUGGUCGAGCUCCAGCGCGACCCCGUCGUCUGCCGCAUCUGCGACAGGAGCUCCUACUAUCAUAUCGGCAUGCGGGUCGCCAGCCUGCGGACGACCUGCUUGAGGCCCAGCUGCAGCGCUGGCGCGAGAUCGUGAAGAUGUUGGGCAACCUGGGCGUCGCGCGCAUGCAGGCCUCCAUCUUCCCGCGCACGCUGUCGGCGGCGGAGCACGCCAUGUGGCUUGGCGGGCUGUCCUCAGCGGGUGCCUACAAGGAGUGGGCGGACAGCUUCCGCGCCACCGCCGACGUGCCCGUCGCCAAGCGGGGCCGAGCCGGGGGCACGUGGCGCCGGGCCGCCACCGCCAGAGGCGGCUUCGACGCUGCGCCGCCGCCGGGCAUGGCGCCACCAGCGACUCCGGCGCACAGCCCGCCGUCGGGGGGCAGGUCCGAGGUGGAGGACUUCAUCCAGAAGAACCCCGCGCUCGACGCCCGGGCGGCGGACGCGCUGCGGCAGGAGGCCCCGGACAUCCAGCGCGCGGUCAUACAGCGCGACGACCAGGGGCCCCUUGCCAACUGCGACAACCCGAGCGCCAUCCUGAUGUCCCGGAUAAAGAAGGCCAAGGAGGCUCUUCCCUUCCGAGCCAGGUGCGGCGCCUGA
Messenger RNA from Prorocentrum cordatum, 681 nucleotides. The record is from the annotation of a GenBank genome assembly. NCBI's taxonomy places the organism in Eukaryota, Dinophyceae, Prorocentrales, Prorocentraceae.